ACACUAACAGGAGCUCGAAAUCAUCGGCGGAGAGCGCUUUAGAUUUAACUCCACCGCCACACUUAUGCUUCCGAGCUCCACUCUCUCCUACUACGCAAAAAAAAAAAAAAAACCACUCUCUCCUUAUCUUUUUCAGGCCCAUCUCGUGCUCACCGUCGAACCCCGCCGGCGUUCAGCAAGCUGACAAAAUCCACAAUGACUACGGAGCAUGAAGAGGUAGAAAGAGUUUGUGCAAAAAAAAAAAGGAGGGAGAGAGAGUGAUGUACCGAGAGAGAGAGAGAGAGAGAGUAAAAAAAAGAGGGAGAGAGGGAGUACGCGUCUACCGCCUCGUCUCGUUAUAGCCUCAACCUCCUUGUAUUCAUUGCCUUCGCUCUUUAAUAGACACACUCAGUAUUCCAGUCACCUCACGAUCCCAGCCCCACCUGCUUCCUUCAUCGGAACAAUCGCCAUACUCCAAUCUAUCGGUACGAGAGUAAAUUUAUAGAAUAAUGAAGCAUUUAGUUUAAUGUUGCGGUUCCCCCGAGAAGAGACCGCCAAUUUCCUUUCGCUCUCAUCAAAAGACGACAACCGCGGCGGGGGAAGGAGUUAACAAAGUCCUGGCGCGCCCCGCCUUGGAUGGCAGCGUCCGCCCACCUCAAAACCCAGUCUGAGCCACACCCCCCGAGAUCCAAGCGUCGCAAGCGCCGCGAGACCACCAUCCCCACCUUCCCCUACCCCCACGUCGUCUCUUCCGACGGUGGCGCCUGGUGCUGCGCCGCCUCCUCCAGGCCCCACCACCACCACCCCCCUCCCUUGCCUGCCUCCUCCGCCUCGCCUCCCUACCCCCGCCGCCCUCCUCCACUUCCGCCACCAUUGGAGCUGGAGCUCGCUCUCGCCGAGGAGCCCUCCCCUUCGACUUCCCACCACUCCCCGUCGCCGGCCCGGAGCUCCCCUGGCUGGGCUUCCCCGGGCGCCACCAUGGACACUGCCACCGGCACCGCCGCGUUCCCGGCCCACCCCUCGUGCCUCCCUUGCUACAGCAAGUUCAAUUCCGCCCUCAACGCGGGGCUCCUGAACCCCAUGUCACCCCCGCCCCUCGACAAGACCCGCUCAAGCCCCACCCUCUUCGACAUGAUGGCCAACGAGCAGGAGUAUCAACCACGCGCCUCCCUACCGCCUCCCCCUCCCCCUCCGCCCGCCGACCGCGCCGCCCCCUUCCAGGAGCUCAUGCUCCACGAGCGGAUCGCGGAGAUUCUGGGCAGCUGUAGCCCCGGGAAUCAGUUCAAUGACCCCGACUCCAGCGACGUCCGGCUCACCCUCAGCUCCAAGGAUGGCCUCAGCGUCUCCCUCAACGUCCACCACCACAUCCUGGUUGCCCACAGCCGCUUCUUCGCCGCCAAGCUCUCCGAUCGUUGGUCCCGCCAGCAGCAUUCGCUCCCCCACAUCGUUGAGAUCUCCGACUGCGACGACGUCGAGGUCUACAUCGAGACUCUCCGCCUCAUGUACUGCAACGACCUCCGCCGCCGCCUUAUGAGGGAGGACGUCUCCAAGGUCCUCGGCAUCCUAAAGAUCUCGGCGGCAAUCGAGUUCGACGCUGGGGUUUUGUCUUGCCUGGAGUACCUGGAGGCGGCUCCCUGGGGCGAGGACGAGGAGGAGAAGGUGGCCUCCCUGCUCUUCCAGCUCCAACUCGGGAGCUCGGGCGCAGGGGAGGUCCUAAAAAGAGUCUCCUUGGAAGUAGGCCCCUCCUCGGCGAACGAAGCCAACAGCAACGGUGGCCAGGAGAUCCUGGUCCGGCUUCUCCAGGUGGUCUUGGAGGGCAAGGACGAGAAGGCACGGCGGGAGAUGAAGGGCCUCGUGUCGAAAAUGCUCCGGGAGAACAGCGCCUCCUACGGCCGGGGCGGUGGCUGCGCCUCUGGCGGGGACCUCAGCAAGGAGUCCCUCUACUCCGCCUGCGACGGUUGCCUCCGCCUCCUUCGCCACCACUUCCUCUGCGCUGCCGCCGCCGACCUGUCGGAGGCCGCCCAAAUAGCCCGCCAGGCCGACAACCUCCACUGGCUCCUUGACAUCCUCAUCGACCGCCAGAUGGCCGACGAGUUCCUCCGGACCUGGGCGGGCCAGGCGGAGCUCUCGGAAGCGCAUUCCAAAGUCCCGGCAAUCCACCGGUACGAGGUGAGCCGGGUCACAGCCCGGCUCUUUGUGGGGGUGGGCAAGGGCCAGAUUUUAGUCUCCAAGGAGGCGAGGUGCUUGCUCUUAAGCACUUGGCUUGAGCCUUUCUACGAGGACUUCGGGUGGAUGAGGAGAGCUUGCAAGGGGCUCGACCGCCACUUGAUGGAGGACGGGCUGGCCAACACCAUUCUGACGCUGCCGCUGGCGAUGCAGCAGGAGAUCUUGCUGGCCUGGUUCGAACGGUUCCUGAAUUCUGGGGACGACUGCCCUAAUAUCCAGAGGGGUUUCGAGGUGUGGUGGCGGAGGGCUUUCUGGCGGCGGAAUGGGGAGCCCGAGCAGCCGCCGCAGCUUAGGAUCGCCGCCGCCGUCUGUGAGAAUUCCUGACCAGCAGCUCAUUGCCAUCUGGUUUGGUCUUAGUUUAUUCUGUUCUUACUCAUUUUUUUAACUCUCUUUUGAUUCCAUUGCUGUUUGGAUUUUGUAU
This is a messenger RNA of Elaeis guineensis (African oil palm), 2626 nucleotides long. Its product is annotated as BTB/POZ domain-containing protein At1g63850. The record is from RefSeq and is a predicted model, not a curated record. Gene Ontology annotation, molecular function: protein binding. Lineage: Eukaryota; Viridiplantae; Streptophyta; Magnoliopsida; Arecales; Arecaceae.